CUGGCAUGCCUGGAGUUGGUGGAGUGGUGCCUGGUGUCGGAGCUGUCCCAGGAGUUGGAGUUGGAGGGCCAGCAGCUGCAGCUGCGGCAGCGAAGGCGGCAGCGAAAGCAGGAGCCUUUGGUGCAGGAGUCCUGCCUGGGGUUGGUGGCAUCCCAGGCCUAGUGCCUGGUGUUGGCGGAGUCCCCGGCUUGGUGCCUGGCGUCGGAGGUGUCCCCGGGGUGGCAGGAGUUGGGACGCCGGCGGCAGCAGCAGCAGCGGCAAAGGCAGCUAAGUUCGGAGCCGGUGUUGGCGUUCCUGGUGGAGUUCCUGGCAUUGGAGGUGUACCUGGAGUGCCUGGUGUGCCUGGCGUGCCUGGUGUGCCUGGCGUGCCCGGUGUGCCUGGCGUGCCCGGUGUGCCUGGUGUGGCUGGAGUCCCCGGUGUGGUGCCUGGUGUUGGUGCUGUCCCAGGAGUAGGUGCUCCAGCAGCUGCUGCAGCUGCAGCAAAGGCUGCGGCAAAGGCCGCAGCAUUUGGAGCAGGGCGCCUGCCAGGAGUUGGUGUGCCUGCUGGGGUUGGUGGUCUGGUGCCUGGAGAAAUAGCAGGAGCUGGAGGCCCAGCUGCAGCAGCUGCUGCUGCCAAAGCAGCCGCCAAAGCAGCCAAGUACGGAGCAGGAGUCCUGCCUCCCGGCGUGGGUGCCCUGGCUCCUGGCGUGGGUGCCCUGGCUCCCGGUGUGGGUGCCCUGCCUCCCGGUGUAGGUGCUCUGGCCCCUGGUGUGGGUGCUCUGGCCCCUGGUGUUGGUGCCAUCCCAGGAGUCGGAGCUCCGGCAGCAGCGGCAAAAGCAGCAGCUAAGGCAGCCAAAUAUGGUGUUGGGGUCGGAGGGGUGCCAGGAGUGGUGCCUGGGGCUGCUGGAGUGCCAGGAGUGACGCCUGGAGUCGGUGCUGUGCCAGGUUUGGUGCCGGGCGUGGGAGUACCCGGUACUGGCAUUCUCCCUGGAGCAGGCAUCCCCCAAGUAGGGGUGCAGCCUGGUGCUAAGCCUCCCAAAUUUGGAGUUCCCGGGGCCGGAGUCCCAGGGGUCGGCGUCCUCCCAGGUGGUCUCGGAGUUGGUGGCCUUGGAGUUGGCGGCCUUGCACCCGGUGGCCUAGGGGCUGGGCUCUUGUUUCCUGGGGCUGUUGGCAAACCUCCUAAAGCAGGUUUUGGUGCUGCGGGGCUGCAGCCAGGGGUUGGAGUUCCUGGUUUUGGUGUGUCACCGAUAUUUCCAGGAAAGCCCCCCAAGACCUACGGUGGGGCCCUGGGAGCCCUGGGAUUUAGAGGUAAGUGCUGCUGCUGCUGUGUGCCCCCAGCUGCGCUGGGCAGCUCCAGAAAGCAAAUCCCCUAAACGGGCACGAGAGUUGCUGCUUGCCAGCCCGGGCUCCCUGCCCUCUUGGGAGACGGGGACAGUCCUAGCAGGAUGACAGACGCCCAUGCCGGGGCGGGCACCCGCACCCUUCUGCCAACACCCAGCGCAG
Messenger RNA from Struthio camelus australis, 1482 nucleotides. The record is from RefSeq and is a predicted model, not a curated record. Lineage: Eukaryota; Metazoa; Chordata; Aves; Struthioniformes; Struthionidae.